Notolabrus celidotus (New Zealand spotty) is the source of this 6005-nucleotide messenger RNA. RefSeq names its product kelch repeat and BTB (POZ) domain containing 2 (gene kbtbd2). Gene Ontology annotation, molecular function: protein binding. Bases 537 to 2435 code for a protein of 632 amino acids. The transcript has 4 exons. NCBI's taxonomy places the organism in Eukaryota, Metazoa, Chordata, Actinopteri, Labriformes, Labridae. The record is from RefSeq and is a predicted model, not a curated record.
CCUGUUUGGCCUGUAGUCUUUCAGGCGCUUAUGAUGCGCUGAGAGGUUGUCCGCUGCCCUGCGCUUCAACACAACACUUUAAUAUAAGUAAUAUCAGCUUCAGGAGCUUAUGUUACACCUUCAGCUGAAGACAAGAUCCACCCUGAGGUUUCCCUGCGUGGAGUCCCCACAGAGUGACUACGAGCGCUGAUGUAGCCGUGUUGGGUCAGUCACCGUGCUCUCCCUCUACCUCCACUCCCCCAGUGCCUCACUGCAAGACCUCAGACGACAGGCGGAUCCACGAGGGGACAGAGUCUCCUUUCCUCGCCCCGGGACCCCCUUCACCAAAGUCUCCUCCUCUCCUCUUUCAGAAGAAGUUCUCUCACAGGAGUUAAACACCUCCACUCGGGCCAGUGGAGGUGUUGAAGAACCACCACCCUCCCCCUCAUUUUCCCCUUCGUGAAUCUUCAAGAACAUUUUUCUCCUGGUUGGUUUGAGUCCGGUUCUGCCGGCCGUGUGACUUUUCAAAACUGGGGCGCGAUUCAUGGGAUGCAACCAUGUCGGAUCUCAGUGAGCGCAGGCCGGUCAACACGGACUACGCUGUCUCCCUGCUGGAGCAGCUCAAGUUCUUUUAUGAACAGAAAUUACUGACUGACGUUGUGCUGCUGGUGGAGGACACGGAGUUCCCGUGUCACAAGAUGGUCCUGGCCACAUGUAGCUCCUAUUUCAGGGCGAUGUUCAUGAGCGGCCUCAGCGAGAGCAAACAGACCCACGUCCACCUGAGGAACGUGGACCCGGCCACCCUGCAGAUCAUCAUCACGUACGCCUACACGGGGAACCUGGCCAUCAGCGACAGCACGGUGGAGCCGCUCUACGAGACCGCCUGCUUCCUCCAGGUGGAGGACGUGUUGUUGCAGUGCAGAGACUACCUGGUCAAGAAGAUCAACGCCGAGAACUGCGUCCGCAUGCUGAGCAUCGGUGACCUGUUCAGCUGUAGCGAGCUCAAGCAGAGCGCCAAGCGGAUGGUGGAGCACAAGUUCCCGGUGGUGUACCGGCAGGAGGCGUUCCUGCAGCUCUCCCACGAGCUGCUGAUCGACGUCCUGAGCAGCGACAACCUCAACGUGGAGAAGGAGGAGACGGUGCGGGAGGCCGCCAUGCUGUGGUUGGAGUACAACAUGGAGGCUCGCUCUCAGCACCUGUCCUCGGUGCUCAGUCAGAUCCGCAUCGACGCGCUCUCCGAGGUGACGCAGCGCGCCUGGUUUCAGGGUCUGCCUCCCAACGACAAGUCCGUGGUGGUGCAGGGUCUCUACAAGUCCAUGCCCAAGUUCUUCAAACCUCGGUUAGGCAUGACGAAGGAGGAGAUGCUGAUCUUCAUGGAGGCCUCGUCGGAGACGCAGGGCGAGGGGUACGUCAUGUCCGUGUCCGUGCCCACCACCGUAGUCUGUUACAGCCCGCAGGCGGAGAAGGUCUACAAGCUCAGCAACCCCCCAGGAGACCUGCAGAAGGUGGGGACCCUCGUUACACCGGACAACGACGUGUUCAUCGCCGGAGGUCAGAUCCCGCUUAAAAACUCAAUCACCAACCACGGCAAGAGCGGGAAGUUCCAGGCCAUGUUCCGCUCCGUGGAUAGUUUCUUCUGGUUCGACGCCCAGCAGAACGCCUGGGUGCCUAAGACCCCCAUGCUGUGCGCCCGCAUCAAGCCCUCCCUGGUCUACUGCGAGGGCUACAUCUAUGCAAUCGGGGGCGACAACGUGGGCGGCGAGCUGAACAAGCGCACGGUGGAGCGCUACGACUGCGAGAAGGACGAGUGGAGCAUGAUGAGCCCGCUGCCCUUCGCCUGGAACUGGAGCACGUCGGUGGUGGCGCACGACUGCAUCUACGUCAUGACCCACGACCUGAUGUACUGCUACUUCCCGCGCGCCGACACCUGGGUGGAGAUGGCCAUGCGCAAAACCAGCCGCUGCUUCGCCUCCGCCGCCGCCUUCGGCGACCUCAUCUUCUACAUCGGCGGCCUCCACGUGGUCAGCAACUCGGGCAUCCGCCUUCCCACCAGCACCAUCGACGGCUCCUCCGUCACCGUGGAGAUCUACGAUGUCAACAAGAACGAGUGGCGCCUCGCCGCCAACAUCCCCGCCAAGCGCUACUCGGACCCGUGCGUGCGGGCGGUGGUGCUGCUGAACUCGCUCUGUAUUUUCAUGCGCGAGACGCACAUGAACGAGCGCGCCAAGUACGCCAUCUAUCAGUACGACCUGGAGCUGGACCGCUGGUACCUGCGGCAGCCCGUGUCGGAGCGCGUGCUCUGGGAUCUGGGUAAGGACUUCCGCUGUGCCGUGGGGAAGCUGUACCCCUCCUGUUUAGAGGAGUCCCCCUGGAAACCCCCGACCUACCUCUUCUCCCCCGACGGAGCCGAGGAGUUCGAGGUGGACGGGGAGCUGGUGACCCUCCCUCACGUAUAGCUCUUAUUACCCCCCCCCCCCCCCCCCCUCCUCCCCUACCUCGCUGACUGAAGCUGAGGGAUGAACAUGAAGGGGGGGCGGAUCAGAUCAGAUCAGAUCUCUGGAAAGGGUUUGAUGGAUUGUGUUGUGGAGGUCUCUGGACUUCGGAGGUCUCUGGACUUCGGAGGUCUCUGGACUUCGGAGGCCUGCGUUUCGAUGCAGCCGGAAGCUCGGAGGGAAAAAAAGAUGCGCCUCAAAAAUCCUCGUACCCUGACAAACUUCAGUUUUCAGUUCUUUUCUCUUUUUAUUUGGUGACAUCUGUUUCCAUAUUAUUACACGUCUGUCAUACUGUUUCUACAAUGUGAUGAUCAGAGCUUUGUGAUGAUGAGGAGGAGGACGAGGAGGAGGAGGAGGAGGGUGAUGAUGAUGAUGCACUUAACUGCUAAACCUUCUAGGAAUGACAAUAGCAACUGUACCAAAAUCUCCCAGCCCCCCUUCAAACCCAUCAUGGCUUCCCUCUCUCCCCUCCUCCUCCUCCUCCUCUCAUAUCUCUUUGUUUUCUUCUCUUAAAGGAACAGACCGCUCAAAAUCUGUCAUUAGAGGAUCACACAUAGUGAUAGGAGGCGUCUUUUAAAGGGACAGCAGCGUUAUUCAUUAAAUUCAGAUUGUAACGUCUGCUUCAUGAUCUGACAUCCUUCAUCUACUGACACUUACGGAUCAUUAAAGGUCCAAAAAUCAACUUUGUAGCAGGAGUUUGAUGUUUUAGAGAAGAGUUGAGUGCUGAAACACGAGACAGGGAUUUGUUUAAAGAGCCUGAACGUGAUCAUGUCUCAGAGAUCCAGUUUUUCUGUCUUUACAAGGUCAGGAAAUUCGUAAAACCGGGUCUCCAUCGUCCUUACAUCCUAAAAUACGCUUUGUGGAUCAAACUCUCAGUCCAAAGUCCAAAAAGACUCAAACUAAAAAUGAUAUUUUAAAGAAAGUCACAUUUAAGAUGCAGAAACUGGAGUUUAUUUUCACUCCUGUGCUUGAAUAAUCGCCCGAUUUGAUGCUGGAGUAAGUCGCCCUGUAGUAGAAACACGAGACAGGGAUUUGUUUAGGAGCCUUAACGUGAUCAUGUCCUACAAGAAGAAACUAUAAAGACAAUAUUCUGAGGAUUCUAUGAUCCAUCAACCAUUUUUUCUGUCUUUACAAGGUCAGGGAAAUGCUCAAACUGAGUCUCCAUCAUUUUAUUAAAGUGGAAAAAAAUGGAUCAGCUAAGCUAGAAGCACGCUUUGUCGAUCCACCUCUCAGUGCAAGUCCAAAAAGACUCAAAUUAAAAAUGAUAUUUGAAGAAAAAAUCACAUUUAAGAAGCAGAAACUGGAGUUUAUUUGACUCCUCUGCUUGAAUAAUCACAUGACUUGAAGUAGUUGGACCAAGUCACCCUGUAGUAGAAACACUAGACAGGGAUUUGUUUAAGAGCCUAAACGUGAUCAUGUCCUACAAGAAGAAGGAUUCUAUCAUCCAUCAACAUGUUUUUCUGUCUUUACAAGGUCAAGAAAUGCUCAAACUGAGUCUCCAUCAUCUUAUUAAAGUGGAAAAAAUGGAUCAGCCAAGCUAGAAACACCCUUUAUCGAUCCAUCCCUCGGUGCAAAGUCUAAAAAGACUCAAAUUAAAAAUGAAAUUUGAAGAAAAAGUCACAUUUAAGAAGCAGAAACUGGAGUCAAUUUGACUCCUGUGCUCGAUUUGACACUGGAGUAAGUAUUAGAUUCAAACAUGUUAUGUCUAUGUCCCAUUUCCCAAGUUUUGGAGCGUUAGUUCGGGAAGUUGAUCAACUUUAGGACCGACUGUGAUUUGAGCUGCAAAGACAAAAACUCAAAUCUAAAAAUCAUCAUCGUAGCUCCGAUUGAAAGGCGCACCAAAACAAAAGGAGACUUUUAAAAAAAAGUCACAUUUAAGAAGCAGAAACUGGAGUUAAUUUGAAUUCUCUGCUUGAAUAAUCACCCGAUUUGGUGCUGGAGUAAGUCCCCCUGUAGUAGAAACAAAAGACAGAGAUUUGUUUUAAGAGCCUAAACGUGAUCAUGUCCUACAAGAAGAAACUCUAAAGAGAUCAUUCUGAGGAUUCGAUGAUCCAUCAACCAUGUUUUUCUGUCUUUACAAGGUCAGGAAAUUGUAAAAUACGGUCUCCAUCAUCUUAUUAAAGUGGAAAAAAUGGAUCAGCCAAGCUAGAAACACGCUUUGUGGAUCCAUCUCUUGGUGCAAAGUUUAAAAAGACUCAAAUUAAAAAUGAUAUUUGAAGAAAAAGUCAUUUUUAAGAAGCAGAAACUGGAGUUAAUUUGACUCCUCUGCUUGAAUAAUCCCUCGAUUUGGGGCUGGAGUAAGUCGCCCUGUAGUAGAAACACUAGACAGGGAUUUGUUUUAAGAGCCUAAAUAUGAUCAUGUCCUACAAGAAGAAGGAUUCUGUGAUCCAUCAACAUGUUUUUCUGUCUUUACAAGGUCAGGAAAUGGUAAAACAUGGUCUCCAUUACCCUUAAAACGUAAAAUACUCUUUGUGGAUCCAUCUCUCGGUGAACAGUCCAAAAAGACUCAAAUUAAAAAUGAUAUUUGAAGAAAAUGUCACAUUUAGGAAGCAGAAACUGGAGUUCAUUUGACUCCUGUGCUUGAAUAAUCACCCGAUUUGAAGCUGGAGUAAGACAGGGAUUUGUUUUGAGAGCCUAAAUGGAUCAUGUCUUACAAGAAGAAGGAUUCUGUGAUCCAUCAACCAGUUUUUCUGUCUUUACAAGGUCAGGAAAUCGUAAAACCGGGUCUCCAUGAUCUUUUGAACAUGCUUUGUGGAUCCAUCUUGGUGCAAAGUCCAAAUUAAAAAUGAUAUUUGUAGAAAAAGUCACAUUUAAGAAGCAGAAACUGGAGUUUUUUUAACUUCUGUGAUUGAAUUAUCACCUGAUUUGGUGCUGGAGUAAGUCACCCUGUAGUAGAAACACGAGACAGGGAUUUGUUUAGGAGCCUAAACGUGAUCAUGUCUUACAAGAAGAAACUAUAAAGAGAUCAUUCUGAGGAUUUGAUGAUCCAUCAACAUGUUUUUCUGUCUUUACAAAGUCAGGAAAUCGUAAAACCGGGUCUCCAUCAUCCUUUCAAGUGGAGGCUUACAUCAUUUAACACGCUUUGUGGAUCCAUCUCGGUGCAAAGUCCAAAUUAAAAAUGACAUUUGAAGAAAAAGUCACAUUUAAGGAGGAGAAACUGGAGUUAAUUUGACUCCUGUGCUUGAAUAAUCACAUGGUUUGACGCUGGAGUAAGUCGCCCUGUAGUGGAUUCAAACACGUUACAUCUGUGUCUCGUUUCUCAAUGUUAGAGCGUUAGUUUGGGAAAUUUAGAAACUUUAGGACCUACUUGGAUUUGAGCUGCAAAGACAAAAACUGAAAUCAGAAAAUUGUCACCGUAGCUCUGAAGGAAGCCGUCUGUUCCUCCCAGGUGUGUCUGAUCCUCUAAAGACAGAUUUGAUUUGAGCGCUUCUUAAAGAAACAGGAUCCUCCUCCUCCUCCAGGACGAGUGGAAGCAGCGGUUUUUCAGGAGGGGUGUGAGGACUGACGAGGACCCAGACUGGAGGGGAGAGGGUU